Molecule: messenger RNA, 798 nt
Organism: Colias croceus (clouded yellow)
Lineage: Eukaryota; Metazoa; Arthropoda; Insecta; Lepidoptera; Pieridae
Product: chymotrypsin-2-like
Exons: 5
Coding region: 1-798 (265 amino acids)
Biological process (GO): proteolysis
Molecular function (GO): serine-type endopeptidase activity
Source: RefSeq, a predicted model, not a curated record
AUGGCACUUCCCCUACAUGACACGGAUCUAGGUCAAUACUUUUCAAGCCAAGAUGCAAGAAUAGUCAAUGGUAUAGAUGCCCCUGACGGCAGUGUGCCCUACAUGGCAGCGCUCGUCCAUGGCCUAUUGAUCGGUAGCUUCCAAUGUGGUGGUUCUGUAAUCACCACGAGGCAUAUUCUAUCAGCUGCACACUGUUUUGAACGGCUUUACCAAGAUGGACAAUUGACUCCAACGCUACGUGUAAUCGUAGGCACAAACUACUGGAACGUCGGCGGGCAAGCUUACAGCAUCCAAAGGAACAUCACCCACCCGAAACAUAUCUACAUCAGGGAUCCUCUCAACGUCACGUAUGAUAUUGGUCUUCUCGUCACGCACUCGGAGAUAGUUCUGUCAGAACGAGUCCAGCUGGUGCCGUUAAGUUUGGAGCAUAUUGGUGCUGGUGUCACUGCGAAAGUGGCUGGAUGGGGAAGAAUCUACCAUCAAGGCCCUCUGUCUCCUAACCUGCAAGAACUAACCGUCACUACUCUGGAAGAUGAGCGCUGUGACAGAGAACUGAGGCAAGCGUCAAUUGAUUCUGACAUGGCUCUCCCGGACUAUAAGCCUGAGACAGAAUUCUGCACUAUUCACUCAUUUGGAUAUGGAGUAUGCAAUGGUGACUCCGGCAGUGCCCUGGUAACAGAUUCAGGUCACCAAAUUGGCAUCGUCUCCUGGGGCUUACCCUGCGCACGCGGCGCUCCGGACGUCUUCGUCAGGAUUAGCGGCUUCAAGGACUGGCUUCGGGAGAAUUUAGUUCUUUAA